CGCACACACGCACACACGCACACCAUGGCGGCCCUCGGCAAGGAUAUCUUCAUUCUCGCGGCCACGCGUACCCCGAUCGCGGCCUUCCGCGCGGCUCUCGGCGGCAUGUCUGCCCCGGCCCUCGGCGCGACGGCCAUCCGCGGCGCCCUGGCUCGGGCGGCCGUCCGGCCGGAGGACGUCGAGGACGUGGUCAUGGGCAACGUCAUUUCCGCUGGCGCUGGGCAGUCGCCCGCUCGCCAGGCCUCCUUCGGCGCGGGGAUCCCCACCUCGGCCGAGGCGACCACCAUCAACAAGGUUUGCGCGUCCGGCAUGAAGGCCGUCUCGCUGGCGGCCCAGUCCAUCCUGGCCGGGCAGUCGCAGCUGGUGGUGGCCGGCGGCAUGGAGUCCAUGUCCAAUGUGCCGUACUACACCCCGCGCGAUUCGCUGUCCUAUGGGCAUGUGCAGACGCGCGAUGGCAUCCUGGCUGACGGUCUUUGGGAUGCGGUCAACAACUUCCACAUGGGCAACUGCGCGGAGAACACCGCCCGCAAGCACAACAUCACCCGCGAGCAGCAGGACGAGUACGCCAUUCGCUCCUUCACCCGCUCGCAGAAGUCCCUGGCCGAGGGUCUCUUCACCCCGGAAAUCACCCCGGUGGAGAUCCCCGGGCGCCGGGCCAGCGACAAGCCCACCGUCUUCUCGGUGGACGAGGGCCCCGGCAAGGCCAAGUUCGACCGGAUCCCCACCCUGCGCCCGGCCUUCGAGGCUGACGGCACCAUCACCGCGGCCAAUGCCUCGACCCUGAAUGACGGUGCUGCGGCCCUGGUCCUGGCCUCGGCCGAGUAUGUCCAGGCUCACGGCCUGAAGCCCAUCGGCCGGAUUGUCUCCUUCGCCGAUGGCGCCCGCGACCACAUUGACUUCCCCACCGCCCCGGCCAUCUCCCUCCCUCGGGCGAUCGCCGCGGCCCAGCUGACCACCCGCGACAUCAGCCUCUACGAGAUCAACGAGGCCUUCGCCGUGGUGCCGCUGGUCAACCAGCAGCUCCUGGACCUGGACCCGGAGACUGUCAACGUCCGUGGUGGUGCUAUCUCCCUUGGCCACCCGAUCGGUGCCUCCGGUGCUCGUAUCCUGGUUACCCUGCUGCAUGCCCUGCAGGCUGGUCAGUUUGGCGCGGCGUCCAUUUGCAACGGCGGUGGCGGCUCCUCCUCCAUGGUUGUCCAGCGCCUGUAAGUGUCUAGCGCCAUUUCCCCCCCUCCCCCUCAUAUAGCAAACACACACACACAUGCACAUGCACAUGCACGCCUAUACAGUGCGCCCCUCCCCCCACUCCCCGAGGGCAACCUGGAUCCCGCAAGAUCGCCAAGUCCCCUUCCCUCGCCUGCUCCUGUCAUGCGCCACCUUUUCCCCCACUGCCCCAGGGUCGCCGAAUAGAGAGGUAUCGGGA
Molecule: messenger RNA, 1423 nt
Organism: Fonticula alba
Lineage: Eukaryota; Rotosphaerida; Fonticulaceae
Product: acetyl-CoA C-acetyltransferase
Exons: 3
Coding region: 25-1209 (394 amino acids)
Biological process (GO): fatty acid beta-oxidation
Molecular function (GO): acetyl-CoA C-acetyltransferase activity
Source: RefSeq, a predicted model, not a curated record